AUGGAGACGGAGGAGGAUGGGAAGAAGCGGUCGGAGGAGCGGCGGCCGGCGACUGCAGCGGCGGCGCCGGAGGAGUUGGUCUUGGUUAUUUCUUGCGAUGAGGACUCCUCCAAGCAAUAUGGCUCCGCCAAUAGUGGCGACAAGGACGCGAAGCUCCCCGUCCAGAAGCCUUCUGCUGGAUUUUCCCCUCCCCCGGCGGAGGUUGCUAGCAUUAAACAGAGCUCCGACAAGCCGCCUCCCGGCGGCUCUCUCCUCCGGCAGCGGCGUUCCUUCUCCAGGUCGAUGGUCUCCAAACCGAAGUCGCGUUUUGUGGAACCGCCACCUCUGCGUCUCACGGCGGAGGAGGCGAGCCGGCCGGCGCGCGGUGGUUCCCCUGCUCACUGCAGGGCCUCUGAGGACGACGAGGAGGAAGAAGAGGAAAACGAGGAAGCGGAAGAAGAGAUAUACAGGAAGGAGAGAUCCGAGAAGGUAGCGAAGAAGAGGAAGCGCAAAUGCGGUGUCUGCGCUCCGCUGGAGUGGCUGAUCCUUGUGGCGGCGGCGGCGCUCCUGGCGACAAGCCUCAGCGUUCCCAAGCUCCAGGGAUUCGGAAUCUGGGGCCUGGAGAUCUGGGAAUGGUGUGUGAUGGUGAUCGUGGUGUGCUGCGGGCGGCUGCUCACCGGUUGGCUCGUCCUCCUGGUCGUCUUCCUCAUAGAGAGGAACUUCCUCCUCAGGAAGAAGGUCCUCUACUUUGUCUACGGGAUCAAGAAUAGCUUCCGCAUCUGCGUCUGGUUAGGUCUGGUUCUGGCAUCCUGGUCUCUGAUCUUCCGCAGCGUCCGGCGUUCGCAAGAUACGGCGAAGAUCCUCGACUUCGUCUCCCGCGCUCUCGUCUCCCUGCUCGUAGGAUCGUUGAUCUGGCUGGUGAAAACCCUAAUGGUGAAGCUACUGGCAGCCUCCUUCCAUGUCAACACCUUCUUCGACCGGAUCCAGGAGUCCAUCUUCCACCAGUACGUCCUCCAGGCCCUCUCCGGCCCGCCGACGAUGGAGAUGGUGCAGCAUGUCACCGCAGAGAGGAGCUCCGGCUGUCUGAGAUUGCCGAAACCGGGAAGGGGGAAAGAGAAGGGGAAGGGGAAGGUGCAGGGGAUUAUCGACGUCGCGAAGUUGCACAAGCUGAGGCCGGAGAAGGUCUCGGCAUGGACGAUGAAGGGCCUCGUCAACGCCAUUAGAGGAUCAGGUUCGCUCACCAUCUCCAACAUGAUCGACGAGACGGCGAACGAGGAACUGGCCGGCGGCGGCAAGGAGAUCACCGACGAGUGGGAGGCGAAGGCGGCGGCGCGCAGGAUCUUCAAGAACGUCGCAAAGCCCUGUACCAGGUACUUCCUCCUCCUCCUAUCACUGUUCCUCUUCAUCUGCCAUUCCCCUGCGAACUCGUCUCCUUCUUCGUAGGUUCAUCGAGGAGGAGGACCUGCUGAGAUUCCUGACCAAGGAGGAGGCGGAGAUGGUGCUUCCGCAGUUUGAGGGGGCCUCCGAGACCGGAAAGAUCAAGAAGUCAGCCUUCAAGAACUGGGUGGUGAGCUCCAUUUUGACAGUUCAUCUUUAAAUGCAUCGAGGAAAAUCUCCAUCCGACUCCCGUGAGAUUAUCCAGGUGAAGGCCUACAUCGACCGGAAAUCGCUGGCGCACUCCCUGAACGACACCAAGACGGCGGUCAAGCAGCUGCACAAGCUCAUCUCCGUCAUCGUGGUCGUCGUCAUCAUCAUGGUAUCUCUGCUCCUGAUGGGCAUUGCGACGACUAAGGUCUUCGUCUUCAUGUCCUCCCAGCUGCUGCUCGUAGUCUUCGUCUUCGGGAACGCCUGCAAGACCACCUUCGAGUCCAUCAUCUUCGUCUUCAUCAUGCACCCCUUCGACGUCGGCGACCGCUGCGUCAUCGACGGCACGCAGGUCAUCUCCAUGAAACCACAUCCUCUACAUAUAUACAUACCCAUAUGCAGAUUUGCUGAGACUGGAUGAAAGUACAUCCUCUACAUACAUACAUACAUACAUACACCUAUGCAGAUUUGCUGAGACUGGAUGAAAGUACAUCCUCUACAUACAUACAUACAUACCUCUAUGCAGAUUUGCUGAGACUGGAUGAAAGUACAUCAUCUACAUACAUACAUAUAUGCAUACAUAUACGUACAUAUACAUAUACAUACAUACAUAUAUAUAUAUACAUACACAUACAUACACAUCCAUCCAUCCAUACAUACAUACAUACCCCUAUGCAGAUUCACUGAGACUGGAUGUAGUAAAUUCCUCAGAUGAUCGUGGAGGAGAUGAACAUCCUGACGACGGUGUUCUUGAGGUUCGAUAAUGAGAAGAUAUACUACCCGAAUGCGGUGCUGGCGAUGAAACCCAUCAGCAACUUCUUCCGCAGCCCGGACAUGGGGGACACGGUGGAGUUCUCCAUCGACUUCUCGACCUCGGUGGAGAGCAUCGGGGCCCUGAAAGCGAGGAUAAAAUCGUAAGCUCCUCACUCUAAAAACAUAUAUUUAUUAAUAUUUGGAAAAUUAGUCAAAAUAGAAUCCGAAGUAUGUGGGAUUAGCUUGUUAUGAACAGGGCUUCUGUGGUAGCUUCAUUGUUCAUCACGCGGAGGUGAUUCGAUCCAGAAAACAGCUCUGUGAUUUUGCGCAUCUGGUUUUUCCUCGAGGAAUGCACCCAAUUAUCUGAUAAUCAACGGGCCUUCCAAACCAUCCGAAACCAUUUCAAACUCUCAUUCGAAAUCUAGAUGGGUUCCAGUGUUCAAUCCUAUUUCAAGCUCAUUCGAAGCUCCUUUAUCAUCACCUGCUGCUGGUGGGGCCUUGCAGGUACAUAGAGAGCAAGCCCCAGCACUGGCGGUCAAACCACAGCGUGGUGGUCAAGGAAAUUGUCAACGUCAACAAGCUGAACAUGGCCCUGUACGUCAACCACACCAUGAACUACCAGAACAUGACGGAGAAGAACCUGAGGAGAUCCGACCUCGUCGUGGAGUUGAAGAAGAUUUUUGAAGAUCUCUCCAUCAUCUAUAAUCUCCCGCCACAGAAGGUCCACCUCGGCUACACUGAGCCCGUUGUCCCCCCCCUGACCCUCGGAAGGUGA
This is a messenger RNA of Spirodela intermedia, 3091 nucleotides long. The record is from the annotation of a GenBank genome assembly. NCBI's taxonomy places the organism in Eukaryota, Viridiplantae, Streptophyta, Magnoliopsida, Alismatales, Araceae.